Molecule: messenger RNA, 4345 nt
Organism: Chelonia mydas (Green sea turtle)
Lineage: Eukaryota; Metazoa; Chordata; Testudines; Cheloniidae
Gene: PRDX6
Product: peroxiredoxin 6
Exons: 5
Coding region: 2797-3468 (223 amino acids)
Biological process (GO): cell redox homeostasis; cellular oxidant detoxification
Cellular component (GO): mitochondrion; cytosol
Molecular function (GO): peroxiredoxin activity
Source: RefSeq, a predicted model, not a curated record
AGCAUAAGCUUUCCUGAGCUACAGCUCACUUCAAGGAAUGCAUCCGAUGAAGUGAGCUGUAGCUCACGAAAGCUUAUGCUCAAAUAAAUUGGUUAGUCGCUAAGGUGCCACAAGUACUCCUUUUCUUUUUGCGAAUACAGACUAACACGGCUGCUACUCUGAAACCUGUCAGAUGCUUCAGUUCCCCAGGCGCCAAGAGGGAGAGGGGGGGGAGCGCCAGCAGUCAGCGCUGCGGGAUAUGGCCGGGGGUGGGUGGGUCAGUAUCAUGCAGGGCUUGUGGGGCCCUGGCAGGGCAAGAUAGAGGUGGUCACGUGGGAUCAGUUUUGUGAGUCAAGAAGCAGCAAGCUGAGGGUGGGAGCGUUUGAGGAGUCAUGGUUACGCCCCCCCCCCCCCCCCCCCCCCCCCCCAGUGCUUGGGGAGACAGGGGCCAUGUGCACUGCGUGUGGAGAGAGAAGGUUGAGGGCAUCUCUCACCGCACAGUCUCAUGGGCUCACAGUCUCAGAAGGUGCACUGCACUGCAUGGGUGCCCUGAGUAGGCUCAUGGAUUCACUGUGUGUGAAAUCGUCUCUCCCAGAAAACUUCAUUGUAGGUCUGAGUAAAUCAUCCACCACAUAGGAUGGAUUUAGCCCACAUGAGGUAUUUAUUUGAAUCCCAGUGCAAAUUCAGAAGCUGCAAAAUGCAAGCUAUGGUUUAAAAGAAAAUUGUCUAACGCCUCAUGUCAUUGUUCACAAAUUGUUACAAUGAUCCAGCGUAUACUUAAACAGCCUUGGGCCCAAAUCCUGAUUUCAGUGCUCAGCAGCUGACUACAUUUAGCCCUUUGUCGUUUUACAUAAAUUCUCUUCAGUCUAAAGUCUGCAUUUUUCUAAUUUUGGCCCCAGUCCUGCAAAUAAUCCUCACUAUUCAUAUAAUAGGGUGGGGUCUAAAUUAGCUUUAACACUCAAGAAAAAGAUCUUGGGAGUAAUUGUGGAUAGUUCUCUGCAAACAUCUGCUCAAUGUUCUGCAGCAGCUAAAAAAAGCUAACAGAGUAUUAAGAACUAUUCGGAAAGGGAUGGCUAAUAAAACAGAAAAUAUCAUUAUGCCACUAUAUAGAUGCAUGGUAUGGCCAUAUGUUGAAUACUGCAUGCAGUUCUGGUCGCCCCAGCUGAAAAAAGAUAUAUUGGAAUUGGAAAAGGUUCAGAAAAGGGCAACAAAAAAUAUUAGGGGUAUGAAACGGCUGCCAUAUGAGGAGAGAUUAAAAAGACCAGACUGUUCAGUUUACAAAAGAGACCUAAGAGGGGAUAUGAGAGAAAUCUAUAAAAUCAUGAAUGGUGUGGAGAAACUGAAUAAGGACAUGUUAUUUACAUCCUACACAACACAAGAACUAGGAAUCACUCAAUGAAAUUAGUAGGCAGGAGGUUUAAAACAAAAGGAAAUAGUUCACACAGUGCACAGUCAACCUGUGGAACUCAUUGCCAUGGGAUAUUGUCAAGGCCAACAGUAUAACUGGAUUAAAAAAAAAAAGAAUUGGAUAAAUUCCUGGAGGAUAGGUCCAUCAAUGGCUAUUAUCCAAGAUUGUCAGGGACACAACCCUAUAGUCUGGAUGUCCCUAAACUUCCAGCUACCAGAAGCUGGGACUGAAUGACAGGAAUGUAUCACUUGAAAUUGCCCUGUUCUUUUCGUUCCCUCUGAAACAUCUGGCACUGGCCACUAUCAGAGACUGGAUAUUGGGCUAUUCACUGGUUUGAUCCACUCCUGUGGUUAUUCUUAUGUUCUAAAGCCACACAUGCAUAACUUUACACACAUUUCUGAAAUGGGCCUGCUCAUAUGAGUAAAAUUACACACAUGCUUGGGCUCUGAUCCUGCAAAUUCUUUUCUAGCCACCAGUACAUUAUGUUUAAGGGGCAACUUUUUUCCUUGUGCAGACAGCUGCACCUCUGGCCAGUAAUACUAUCCUAAGAGCUUUUCUCAGAGCAGCUGAUACAAAAAGUUGUAUUAACAGAGUAUGUUUUUAUAAAAUGCUGCUUUUUUAUUAUUCUUUUUCAUGUUGCUUGCUUAUCCUCAUACUGUCUUAAUAAAGGUUAGUUGCUAUUUAGAGUUAAUUGUUCUGUCUUUAAAAUAGACUAUUUCCUUAAUGUGUGAGAACUGGGUUAUGGAAGUGAUGUUUACAUGUUAUUGGUGUGAUUCCUAUUUGUAUUUUGGGUAGUGGCCUAGAAGCCCUAACCAAGGGCUAGAUCAGUUGUUCCCAAACUGGGGGGUGUGGAGGAACAUCGGGGGGGGGGGAGGCACACCAGGAUCUGGGCAGGCCGACAGGGAGGACAGGAGGGAGUGCCACCAAGAACUCUGGGUUCCACUCUGCCCCCAGCCCUGACUCAGCCACAGCUUGGGCUCCAGCCCUGGCCCUCUCCCAGCCCCCCAGCCUCCUGCCUCAGCUCCACGCUUCCAAUCAUGGUGGGGGAUGCGCACAGGUUCCAUUACAGUAAGGGGGGGGGCGUGAUGGAAAAUGUUGGGGAGCACUACGCUAGAUGCGACCCCAACACGUGACAAGAGACAGCCCCUGUUUCGAGGGCUUGCACGCUAAACACACAGAGUGACGUGACUUGCCAGGGGCCGAGCCAGGAUUGGAACCCAGGCGUCCUAGCCCCCGGGCCGCUGCUCUAGCCACUAGCUGCGCACCUUGCAAGCCGCUAUCCGCUCCUUCCGCCACAAAUCAGUGGCCGCCCCGCCCUCGGCAGCCGGGCCCCGCCCCCUGCAGAGGCUGUAUCGGCCGCUGCCGCCGCCGUUCCAGCACGUCGCCCGCGGGGAGUCAGACCGACAGCCAUGCCGGGACUGCUGCUGGGGGACGAGGCCCCCAACUUCGAGGUGGACACCACGCACGGCCGCAUCCGCUUCCACGACUUCCUGGGAGACUCAUGGGGCAUCCUCUUCUCUCAUCCCCGUGACUUCACUCCCGUCUGCACCACUGAGCUGGGUCGAGCAGCAAAGCUGGCCCCUGAGUUCAAAAAGCGCAACGUUAAAAUGAUAGCCCUCUCUAUUGAUGAUGUCAAUGACCAUCUCGCCUGGAGUAAGGACAUCAAUGCUUACAAUGGUGAUGAGCCCACAGAGAAGCUCCCCUUUCCCAUAAUUGCCGAUGCAAAACGGGACCUUUCAAUCCAGCUGGGCAUGCUGGACCCAGACGAGCGGGACAAGGAUGGCAUGCCGCUGACGGCGCGUGUGGUGUUUGUUUUCGGCCCAGAUAAGAAGCUGAAACUGUCAAUCCUCUACCCAGCAACCACUGGCAGAAACUUCGAUGAGAUCCUAAGAGUAGUGGAUUCCCUGCAGCUGACUGCAAAGAACAAGGUUGCUACCCCAGUGGACUGGAAGCGUGGAGACCGUGUCAUGGUUAUUCCCAGCGUGCCAGAUGAUGAGGCCAAAAAGCUGUUUCCUGAAGGAAUCUUCACCAAGGAACUCCCGUCAGGCAAGAAGUAUCUCCGUUACACCCCGCAACCUUAGAGCAAGUCGCUGCCAGCAGAGAUAACAGACUGCCGAUCAUGUGGUUUUUAGCAGAGCCGUUCACCUUGGGGUGGCCUGCGUGGGGUGGGGAGGGCAGACAGAGGCUGCUCCAGGGAGUAGUUGUCAGAACAGUUAAACUGACAGCUGCCAUGCCUGGUGUUAGCUUCUCAGGGAGCCUUCUUGGGGCUGGCUCAGAGUUGAUUAGAGUCAUGGCAGAUGCUGGUUCUGGUAAGCCAUGUGAUCAGCAGCCUUGUAUUAUCUGCUUGAAACCAGCUGAGCUGCAGCAGUACAAUAUGAAAUUCUUGAUUAUUCAUCCACUUGGUACUCACCCUCCACACACCUUUAUAGCUAGAAAACUGAAAUGUGCUUCUCCACUGGGAACUGCUAAAUAUAUGGAAGAGGAUGAUGGAUUUGUAAUAGUGCUGAACGCUUGUUCUCAUGGGUCUCUCCUAUUUUAAUAUUGGUGCUGGGGCAGGAUGGAAACACUUCAUGCUUCAAAAGAAAGAUCCCAUCCUACAACAAGACGCACCCCUGCAAAUAAUGAUUCACAAUGUGACAAAGAUUAUCAAAGUAGCUACAACUGGGCUGUGAGAAUUGCUGAAUAAGCAGCCAAAAUUGGAUGGGGUGGUAGCUCAUGAAUUGUCCAAACUGCCAUGUGCCUUUAGAACUAAAAUUACUCUAACUUGUUAAUCAAAAACUUACCUUUGACAAGUUUGUUACCAAAGCCGAUGCUGCAUUAGAGGAGCUGUAGGUGCAUCUGUAGCUACAUGGCUUUAUUACAGACCUGUAUUUCUCAUGGGGUUUUUUGCUUAGAUAGUUGACGAUUUUUUCUUUUUUGGAGGGGGGAGUUCAACAAAUAAAGCAGCAUUUACCAGAA